This is a messenger RNA of Hermetia illucens (black soldier fly), 2257 nucleotides long. RefSeq lists its product as uncharacterized. The coding region runs from base 52 to 2079 and encodes 675 amino acids. The record is from RefSeq and is a predicted model, not a curated record. Gene Ontology annotation, biological process: intracellular signal transduction; cGMP biosynthetic process; receptor guanylyl cyclase signaling pathway. Gene Ontology annotation, molecular function: peptide receptor activity; guanylate cyclase activity. The transcript is spliced from 12 exons. NCBI's taxonomy places the organism in Eukaryota, Metazoa, Arthropoda, Insecta, Diptera, Stratiomyidae.
AACUGAAUCAAGGAUAUCAACAGCUCGGAUAAUUGCCUUUGGCCAUUUAAAAUGUGGAACGGAAAAUGCCACAUGCAAACUUCGCCCUCUUUCAUACAUCAAAGGUCAUCUUCCUUGUCAAUUGUUCAUCAGCCACAUCAUCACUCACAGCCCCAACAGCACUAUCAACCCCAUAGUCAUCAGCCGGACAUAACGUCCUUGCGAUCGGUGAGUUCGGAGGAUGUUUCGGGGGCAGCAAAAGGAAAAUGUUGUAGUGCCGCCGCGCGAAAUCCUGCCAUUAAGACUGGACGUCGUAUCCAAUUGUUUCAGAUGAUCAUUCUACCAUUCAUUCCUAUCUUGGCGUUGAUUGUCCAGACAUCGGUUAUAUUGCACAAUUUAUUAAUUUAUCGCAUGGAAGUAUCCGAUAUCGAAACACAGGUAACAAUUGCUACAGAUUUAGGCAAGGUCGUGACACGGCUGCAAUUAGAACGUUCUGAAGUGGCUUUUUACGUUUUUACGAAUGGAAGUCACACAAGGUCAAAUUUAACACAACGCUUCGCUAUAACAGACCAAGCCUUGAAUAACAUGACAACGUGGAGUGAAGUGAGUGUGCCUUCUCACGAUGACGAGGAUAUCGGAGUUAUGUUGAAUCGGACUGAGUUCUUAAGUCGGCUAAACGAUUUUCGCGACAAAAUCAGCUCAGAGGAAAGCAGUAUUGCAGAAGUAAUGAAUUGGUACACGUCAAUUACUCGAGGGAUGUUGAACCAUCUUACCGAGCAAAUAAAGGAGACAGACAAUAGCGGAGUUUGGAGAUACUUACUCGGUUUCAAGAAUCUUUUACGAAGCAUUGAAUGUAUUGGCAUAGCAACUUCUUAUGGGAUCAAGUACUUCGGCCGGGGAGUUCUCGGUACUGAGGCUUAUGUGGCCUACAUCAAACAUGAUAGUCUUGGGAAGGAUUUAUUGAAUGGAACUUUGAAUUAUGUCCCAUCACUUUUCGAUAUAUAUCGAAAUUUAAAUCUUUCAAAAGCUGACUAUGGAAACUUGAAAAACUGGAGUAACAUCAUACUCAAGAAUAGAAAGAAGAGUCCAAGUGUUGAGGACUCGAUUGAUUAUUACGAUUUGAUGGCUAAGUACGUUGACGAGCUACGGAAACUUCAAAGAGAGUUGAGGAUUAAGAUAAGGGACUAUGUGGAAAAUACGCUAGUGGAUGCAAGUAACAAAGAAGCGGUUGGCAUUGCUAUUCUAAUUGUAGUCCUUCUGGUAUCACCGAUCAUUAUCAUUUUGGUCCGUAACGCGGCAGCAACAAUUCAGAUGUAUGCCGUUAACUUAGCAUUGAAAGCGAAAGAACUGAAGCGGGAGAAACGCAAGAGCGACUCAUUAUUGUUCCAAAUGCUUCCCCCUUGUGUUGCAAUGCAGUUGAAGCAGACACAACAGGUUCCUGCGGAAUGCUAUGAAAUGGCCACCAUUUAUUUCAGCGAUAUUGUGGGCUUCACUGAAAUUGCUGCAGAGUGUACUCCACUUGAGGUGGUUACUUUUUUGAAUACCAUCUACAAAGUCUUUGAUGCAAGGAUUGAAUGCUAUGACGUAUACAAAGUCGAAACAAUCGGAGACUCGUACAUGGUUGCAUCGGGAUUACCAGUGAGAAAUGGCAAUAAACAUGUAUCUGAAAUUGCAACUAUGGCAUUGGAUCUCUUGGAUGCGUCCAGCUUAUUUAAGAUUCCUCGUCGGACGGCGGAAACGCUACAAAUUCGUUGUGGAGUGCACACAGGACCUGUCGUGGCCGGGAUAGUUGGGUCGAAAAUGCCUCGAUAUUGUCUUUUUGGAGACACAGUGAACACAGCUUCAAGGAUGGAAUCGACUGGUGAGGCCCACAAAAUUCACAUUACCGCGGAGAUGAAUGAGGCUUUGAUGAAAGUCGGAGGAUUUAAAACAGAACCACGCGGAAUGAUUGACGUUAAGGGAAAAGGACUUAUGAGUACUUAUUGGCUUACCUGUAAGGACGGACCAGUGAUAGUGCGUGAGGAAAUAUCUUGGUUUGCUGACAUGCAGCCGGUUUUCUUGCAGAAUUUAAAAAAUGAAAGUUUCAAGAAAUGCAAGUAGAUAGAAUUUAAAAAAAAUGAAAUUUUUCUUAGUGUAUAUUUCGACAUAUUUCAAUUCAAUAUUGUCUAAGAUUUUAAACAAAAUUUCAUGAUUAUUAAUAAUUUUACGGUGUUUUAUGGACUGAAUUAAAUGGUAUUAAAUCGAAGGAAAUUUUCGAAUUAUAAACGUUAUUGUGUAA